This is a messenger RNA of Portunus trituberculatus (swimming crab), 1668 nucleotides long. RefSeq names its product trimethyllysine dioxygenase, mitochondrial-like (gene Tmlh). Bases 106 to 1344 code for a protein of 412 amino acids. Gene Ontology annotation, molecular function: trimethyllysine dioxygenase activity; iron ion binding. The transcript has 9 exons. Gene Ontology annotation, cellular component: mitochondrion. Gene Ontology annotation, biological process: carnitine biosynthetic process. Lineage: Eukaryota; Metazoa; Arthropoda; Malacostraca; Decapoda; Portunidae. The record is from RefSeq and is a predicted model, not a curated record.
CCGACGGGCCCGGCAACGAGCUGUCAAGCGGACACGACCACAGGGCAACGUUCACUGCGCUGGAUACACCGUGUAGCCGUGUUACCAAGCUGGUCACCUGUUAGGAUGCUCCACAGUGUUUGCCUCAGAAGUGCCUUAAGGGUGAGGGCCAUAGCCACCGCCUCCCUCACAACGGCGAGGUCAGACGCCACAUACCGCUGUUAUGGGACGCGAGGCCCCAAAGAGAUCAGCACCUUCGAUGCUGGGUCAAGGCUGGAGGUGCAGCACCCUCGCUGGCCACACAGCCUCCGUUUCUCCUACCCGUGGCUGAGGGAUCAUUGUCGCUGCAAUGACUGUUACAACCACACCACAGCACAGAGGAGAUUUGAUCCCACACACAUGCAUCUCAACAUCCGGCCAGCCCUUGUCUCAGCAACACCCGAGGGCCUGGAGCUGAAGUGGCCUGAUGGUCACACCUCAGCCUAUGAGUACAAGUUUCUGUGGCAGAACACUUAUGAAGGACGCCGCACUGCACACAAGUCUCCACAACAACUCUGGACAGCACGCACCUUCCCCAAACCUGAGCUGACCACGGUUUCACUGGGUGAACUGAAUGACACUGAAAAGAAUGGUGUGAAAAAACUCAUUGCAGCCAUAAUCAAGUAUGGCUUUGCUUUCAUCUCUGAGGUACCAACUACUGAGGAAGCCACUCGCUUGGCAGUGGAGAAGAUCUGUCCCAUCAAACGGAAUUUCUUUGGCGAGAUGUGGACAUUUGGAAACACAGGCAUGGAUCACUUUGACACGGCCUACACCUCAGAGUUCAUUGGUGCUCACACUGACACUACAUAUUUCUCACAGGCUUGCAGGGUACAAGUGUUCCACUGUCUUGAGGCAGCCUGUGAGGGUGGCGAGAACCUCCUGGUGGAUGGCUUUAAUGUAGCACAACAGUUCAAGGACAAACACCCUGAGGGAUACACAUUCUUCUCCUCAAAAUCCUUCCCAUCAGAAUAUAUUGAGGCUGGGCAGCACCACUCAUGCCUGGACACCAUCUUCAGGCACAAUCCAGAGACAGGAGGCUUGACACAGAUAAGGUACAAUAUUUAUGACCGAGCCCCCCUGUCCUCCAUCCCACAGGAGAAGAUGCAGGAAUUUUACCUUCACUUCAUGAAUCUCACUAAGGUCAUUCGCAACCCUAAGAAUGAACACUGGCUCAAGCUAGAACCAGGCAAGGUACUACUAAUUGACAACUGGCGGGUGAUGCACGGCCGCAAGAGUUUCACAGGAAGUAGGAAGAUGACAGGCUGCUACUUGGGCAACGAUGAGUUCACCAGCAGUGCUAGGGUGCUUGAUUUACAGCUGCAGUGAUCCUGUAGCUUCAAGUUCCAGUAACACACCUGAAUCUUGUGCUUCAUUGGCAACUGGGCUAAAUGCAGAUUUUGGAUUAGCUACUGCUUGACUGCUUCAGUGGUGCUGUGUUGACCAUUACACUGAGUGACACAUUCUGUGGCUAACCCCUGUUGAUGAUUGUUUUAAUGACUCUGGGACCAAGUGUAUGUCACUUUUACUGUUGUAAAUGAUCUGGUGCUAUGCUGUUAAUAUUGACAAAAAUAAUGAAGUGUUGUAUUCCUAUGAAUAUGUUAUAAAAUUAUGUAAACAUACAGAUAUAAAAUAUAUAUUUGUAAGACAUGA